ACAUCACAAUGAUUGAGUGAUAAAUAGAAUAAAAUGGAGUUUAAGAUUAUAUUCAACUUCUUAUCUGUGUGUACUGGAAACUUUUUGGCAGCUGCAUCAUAUACAAUAGCUAAUCCUAUUUAUCCUUCGGAGGCCCUUUUGCGGGGAGUUAGUGUAUCAGAAACAGGAAUCGUGCUGGGUUCUGCAUAUUUCACGGCUUUCUUGAUCACACCGUUUUGCUGUCAACUGAUUUCUAAGUGGAGUGCAGAGAAAGUGUAUGCACUUGGAUCUAUAGUUGCAGGAGCAGGAAACAUUUCAUUCGGACUUCUGGACUACAUUCACGGGCCUGUAGAGUUCUUUUGGUUAUCUCUAAUAUUCCGAACAAUAAGCUCCUUAGGAGAGGCAGUUGUACUGAAUACAUCAUAUCCCUUAAGUGCUUAUCAAUUUUCGAGCAAUCACAGAGGAAAAGUCAUGGCUGUUAUGGAUAGCUGCUACGGUUUGGGGACUGCUGCAGGGCCAUCAUUGGGAAGCUUGUUAUUCUAUACCUUUCGAGGGUUCUUUGCCCCCUUUUUAUCCAUUGGUAUAUUUAUGAUACUCCUUGGCGGGAUAAUGCUUUCACAAGACUUCACAAACCAAGAGAAAGAAUCAAAAAAAGAUGAAUCCUUGGCAUGGACGGAGCUCAUAACCUGUCCUGGUGUUGCUGCUAUCCUUGCGGUUUUAGUUUUGGCAUCCCCUGCAAAUAAAUGGGUGGCUGCUUCCUUGGAACCACAUUUUAUUCAACUGUACGGAAUGGCCUCCCUUGAUGUUGGACUGGCAAUGACUGGAAGCGCAGUUGCUACUGUAUUAGCAUAUCCUCUAGUGGGAAUACUCUUGGAUCAUGACAUUUCAUCAACAUUUAUAGUUUUUGCUGGAAAUAUUUUUACCGUAUUUGGUUUGAUAGGUAUAGGACCUUUGCCUGGACUGGAGACUCUUCAAACCUUCCCUAUAGCAGUUGUAUCACUGAUAUUAAUUGGGUUUGGAAUAGCUACUAUUAGUCUAGCUUCCUUUUUCAAUAUUAUUGAAAGCUACAACAUAGCAGGUCUUCCAUUGACUGAUAUCACAACGAGUAAGAUAACCAGUCUUUGGCUGCUAAGUAAUUAUAUUGGUGCUUUCCUGUCUUCGCUAGCUGGUGGAGUUUUUUAUGAUUUGAUUGGAUUCUCAUGGAGUUGUACUGUACUGGCAAGUAUUAUUGCAGUUUCGGCCUUUGGAAGCCUGAUAAGUUCAAUAUUCAUCAGAAGAAAAUCUGAAUCCUAUGAAAAACUGUAGUAGAUGUACUUUGUGUUCUUUUAAAGUGUAUAUACUUUAUAAUUAACCUUCUUACAAACCUAAAUAUAGUCUAUAACAUAUA
Messenger RNA from Eurytemora carolleeae, 1366 nucleotides. Its product is annotated as MFS-type transporter SLC18B1. The coding region runs from base 34 to 1284 and encodes 416 amino acids. The transcript has 12 exons. Gene Ontology annotation, molecular function: transmembrane transporter activity. Gene Ontology annotation, biological process: transmembrane transport. The record is from RefSeq and is a predicted model, not a curated record. Lineage: Eukaryota; Metazoa; Arthropoda; Copepoda; Calanoida; Temoridae.